ACGCUUUAUACUUCACAAUACCAAUAUGCUCGCGGUUAUAAUGACUCUAAGAGACACAGACUAGAGGUGUUUUGUAGCAACUGCUAGGUCAUAUCUCUAUUGCAAACUGGACAGCAUUUUACUAACAUCUUGGAUGUUAUAAAUCAUAAUUUCUCCUGUAUUUACUACACACUCAAUCUAUUUACCUAAGAAGUUCAUGUAGGCACAUACGUGGGUUUACUUACUGCUCUGGACGUAACAUGGCUACCAAUUGGUUGUGUUUGAUAUGUUGGACAGCGGUCAGUUUAACUGUGACACUCAACAUAGUCUGUCUAGCUCAAUUGAAUUCCGUCUUUGCAAGAAGUUCACUAAGCGCUGCCGGAGCUCGGUCUCGUACCGGAGUAAGCAGACCAGCAAGCGACCGAGAGAAAAACAAUCUUCGGCAACGUAUAACACAAAACGACGUUCGAGUGGCUGACCAGAGGGCCAGGGAAGUUUUAGCCAGGAAGAACCAAGAAGAUCGUUUCUUCUUUAACCUAGGGGUUGAUCGUGUCCGCAAAAACACAGCGAUAUUUAUGCAUAAUAUAUUCAUUUCCAAAGCUCCUAGAGUUACAGAUGCCUUAAAAAACAGUGGGGUUCUGUCAAUUACUGCCACCAAAGAAUUGUCGAAAAGGCUUGGUCUUACCAAAAAGGAGCUGAGCAUACUUCCAGAACUAAGUGAUGUUCCACAGCCUGAAUUUCGCUGUCCAUUCCGUACUCCUCGAUGUAAUCCUAACUCUAAAUUCAGAGAGGCUGAUGGUUCUUGCAACAAUCUGCAGAGACCUUUGUGGGGCAAAGCUGGUAUGCCAUUGAAGCGAUUCCUUUCACCGUGGUAUGAUGACGGUGUAUCAUCGCCAAGAACUCUGGGAGUGUUUGGCAAUCCCUUACCCAGUGCACGGUUGGUCAGUACUACAAUUCAUGAAGCAGACUCGGAAAAUACUCGAAACCCGUUUGUUUCCCAUAUGGUGAUGCAAUGGGGACAAUUCAUUGACCAUGAUAUUACGAAUACACCUGUAGACACAGGUUUUCAGCAUGCCGACAUAUCUUGCUGUAUUGAUGAUAUUCCUGAUGAUGUCCGAAAACGUUUGGAAGUAGAUCUUAGAAACAGAGAAUCGUGUUUUCCUAUUCCAAUUCCAUCAAAUGACAGGCAUUUCAAGAAAACUUGUUUAAAUUUUGUCCGUUCUAUGCAAUCACCAAAUUCUAAAUGUAAUUUCGGUUUUCGAGAACAGGUGAACCAGAUUUCGGCUUAUAUUGACGGAGGAGCCGUUUAUGCUUCCACUAAAGAAGACCAGAAUGAGCUGCGAACGAGGUCUCAAGGUUUGUUGAAAGAAUCUGGAGUGCAUCUUCUCCCUAAGGACUCUCAGCAAAGCUGUGUGUUGACUUCAUCAGACAAUUAUUGUUUCAGAGCAGCCCCCGCUGUGGGCAAUAAAGAAAUGAAUAUUGAAAGUUACAAUGCUUGGAGACAGUGUAACCAGCGUGAAUCUGUCGACGCAUUCGUUCGUGGGUUAGUUUCUGAUUCCGCUCAGAAUGCUGACCGUUUUAUGAGUAAGCAAUUAACAGACCAUCUAUUUGAAGAUACUUUUGGUAAUAGCCUCGAUCUUGCUUCAUUCAACAUUCAACGAGGACGAGAUCAUGGCAUCCCUCCUUACAAUGUUUGGAGACAGUGGUGUGAUUUCUCGACGGCUUCGCACUUUGGUACUGGACCAGGUGGUCUUAUUGACCAUUCUUUUGAUUCGGCCAACAAAUUAAAGAGCAUUUACUCACACCCGGAUGAUAUUGAUCUCUUCAGUGGAGGACUGUCAGAGAAUCCAAUACGUGGUGGUAUUGUUGGACCCACCUUUGCCUGUAUCAUUGGACGUCAAUUUAAUCUGAUCAAAGUUGGUGAUCGCUUUUGGUACGAAAGAAAUGACCCAACUGUCGGAUUCACUCUCAAUCAAUUGGAUCAAAUACGACAAACAUCGUUGUCAGCAAUUAUCUGCACCAACACUAACAUUUCGAGAAUACAACCUAAUUCAUUUCUUCUUUCGAAUGGCAACAAUCGUCUUGUAAGUUGCGACUCUUUACCCAAAUUCGAUCUGAGUGCUUGGGGUCAAUGUGAACCAGGAAGAUGGGGAAACUGGAGCCCGUGGAGUGCUUGUGUACGUGGUCGCCAGAGAUCUCAACGUCAGUGCAACAGCGCCCCGCCACCAAAAGGAUGCGGAUGUGAGGGGCCAAAUACUCGUUUCCAGAGAUGUUCUGGUCGAAGAUGCAGAAGAUUAGUGCGUUUCAACAACCGAAGUUUCUGGGUGUGGGGAAGAUGUUAAACAACGAAACAUUCUAAAUUCUAUCACUUUUCUGUUUUGUUUUUGUUUUUUGUUGGUUUUUUUUUUGUUGUUUUUUAUUUCCUGUUACCUAAUUCUUCAACUUAUAAUUAUUCGGACUGUGAAAUUAGUAAAAUCGGUAGAGCGAUGAACGAAAAGCUUUCUGGUAUUUAGUCACUCAAUUAUAUUUUCCAAGUCAAAUCCCAUCGAAUCUGACAUUACCUUCCAUCUUUACGAGGGCGAUGAAAUGCCUACAGCUACUCAAGUACUAUGGUUGAUUUCAUCGACUGAGCUCUCCUUCACAAUAUAUGACUUUGCGUUAAUUUUAGAAAUUACUAUUAAAAGAUUUUUACUAUUAUAGAAUAUCAUUCUUUUUAAUCAUGUAUGCUCCCCAAUGACUGGAGCACUUGUGGUCAAUAAAAGAA
Molecule: messenger RNA, 2743 nt
Organism: Octopus bimaculoides (California two-spot octopus)
Lineage: Eukaryota; Metazoa; Mollusca; Cephalopoda; Octopoda; Octopodidae
Product: peroxidase-like protein
Biological process (GO): response to oxidative stress
Molecular function (GO): peroxidase activity; heme binding
Source: RefSeq, a predicted model, not a curated record